UACAUACAUACACACACACACACACACACACACAUAUAUAUACAUAUAAUAAUGGAUAAAAUUUAUAAAACAUCUGCUAUAGGUUAUUACAUCAAAUUAGCAAGAAAAGAUCAAGCAAACGAUAUUGUGCGUUUCUUAAAAGAACAUUUUAACAACGAAGAAACCAUGUUCAAGAGUCUCGUUAACUCGAAUGUCGUGAUAAACGAAGAAGAAGCCAAACUGAUAACCGAAGAUCAAGAGAAGUUUCAAAAAGCGAUUUUUGAUAGUUCGCCCUGUUUGUUGGCCUUCGAUGAAAAAACGAAGAAGAUCGUUGGAAUCAAUUUAAUGAUAUUAAGUCAAAAUCCACGUUUUGUUAAUUAUUGUAAAGCCGGUACCAAUGCCGUUUUUCACGAGAAUAUACCAAAAUCAAAAUUGAUCAAAGAUUAUUAUCAUUAUAUGUCUAUUAUAACCGACAAGGUUGAUCUUUACGAUAGAUUUCCAAACGCCAAGGCAGCUUUAGAAUUUUACGCUAUCGCUGUUGACAAAAAUCAUCGUAAAAUAGGCUUGUCUUUAGAUUUAACGAUAACAGGAUUGUCGUUGGUCAAAACCUAUUCCAACGUUGGAUUUAUAUUUGGCCUUUAUACAUCGACCUAUUCGAAAAGAAGUGCUGAGAAAAUAGGUAUGAAGAGUAUUCUAGACGUCGAUUUGCUAACCUAUGAAAACGAAAAGGGUGAGCCAAUUUUUCAAGACACUCCACCCCAUAAUAUUGUAUCCCUUAUGGUUUUAGAAUUAUAAAUGUUAUGAUAUUUUA
Molecule: messenger RNA, 790 nt
Organism: Vespula pensylvanica (western yellowjacket)
Lineage: Eukaryota; Metazoa; Arthropoda; Insecta; Hymenoptera; Vespidae
Exons: 1
Coding region: 52-774 (240 amino acids)
Molecular function (GO): N-acetyltransferase activity
Source: RefSeq, a predicted model, not a curated record